GUUCAAAUAUUUGAAUUCAUCAUCAGUAUUUCAAUUUCAUCAAUUCUAUUUCCAAUUUGUGUUUGUGUAAGUGUAAUUCUUGUGAUUGUGCUCCAUGUCAUUGUUAUCUGUCAUGUGUGUGUGUGUGUGUGUGUAAUAUUCAAUGGUGAAUGAGAAAAAAUAGAAUCAUUCAAAAUCUACAAAAAAAUAUUUUUGACCUUUUCCACUUUAAUAUUGUGUUAUGAUUGUGUUUGUGGUCAAAUUGUUCAUUAGAAAAACUCAUCACAUAUAAUUGAUCAUCAUCAUAACGAAAAAAAAAUUGUGGCAGAAAUUCGAGCAUCAUUACCACACCAUUGCACAGCAUUAUUAUAUCUGUAACAUAUAAAAAAAUUGCAUUACGUAUAUGGCCGUACAACACUUUGGAUUUUUUUCAUAAUCAAUCAUUGAUAUGGCCAAAAAAAACGAGUCAAAAACGAAUGAAUUCAAAUCAAUGGCCAAUGCACAAAAAUAAUCACAAAUGAAUCGAUCAGAUAAAAUCAUAAGCAAACAAUAAAACAACGACGACGACAACAACAAAGAUUGAACAAGAUGUUGUUACUAUCGUCAAAUCGUGUUCAUUCAUUAAGAUCACAUCAACAACAACAAUUUCGACAAUGUAUGAUGCCCAAUACGAUUGUAUUAUUACAAAGAUGGACUAGAUUGUUGGAUUGUGUUAAUCGUUUGAAAAUCUAUUACAAUGAAAUGAUGUCUUAUAAAAGUAGUUUGACAAUACGACCAUGUGAUUUUUAUUCUUUUUGUUAUUGGUGUUGGUGUUUUAUAUUAUUUCUGCCAUUAAAAUUCUUUAUUAUGACCAUAGUGAUUCCAUUUCUUAUAUUAUUGUUGUUGUCAAACAAAUCAAGGACAAAUCGUUAUACAUUUAUAAAUUGUUCAUUGUUAAUCAUUUUCAUAUUGCUCAGCAUCUUCUUUAACAGUGUUAAAGUGAAUAAUUUUCAAAUAACAAGAUCUUCGUCCAAACAUUUGAAUUAUUUAUUAUCAAAUAAUAAACAUCGUUACAAUGAAGAAUAUAAAUCCUUUCGAUCAUCAUCAUCACCAUUGCUUGCGGCACAUAUUGGACAGCCAUUUUCAUCAACAUCAUCAAGCAUUGAACUGAUAGACAAAAAUAAUCAUCAUAAUUACAAUAAUCAUCAACAUAAACAUAAAAACAAUCAUCACUAUAUGAUUACCUCGAAUAUACAUGUGAAUCGACCUUAUGAACUUGCCCAAACCAAAUGUAUAGCUCGUUGUAAUUGUAAAUGGCGUUCGGGUAAGAUGUGGGUCGAAUGUCCCGAAGCAAAUCUACAUCACGUACCGAAAGGAAUUGAUUCCGGUACACAAGUGCUAUAUUUAUCGGGAAAUCCGCUCAGUAAACUUGAGGCACGUGCAUUUGAGCGAGUCGAACUUCGAAAUAUACAACGUCUUUAUUUAGAGAAUUGUCGAUUGAAUGAUAUACACAUUGAUGCAUUUCAACAACUAACCAAUCUAAUCGAGCUUGACUUGGCUCACAAUGAGCUUGUAAAUCUGCCUACAAAUUCAUUGGUCCAUUGUCCAAUAUUGAGGAAAUUGAGUUUAGCUCACAAUCAUAUACGAAUCGUGCCCAAUGCCGCCUUCAAUAAUCUAAUACAUUUACAAUCAAUCGAUUUCAGCGCAAACGGAAUUGAAAUAAUCGAAGAAAAUGCAUUCUAUGGAUUGAAGAAUUUAAAACAGCUGUACCUCCAUGAAAACAAAUUGAGAUACAUUGAUGGACAGAUAAUGAAAAGUUUACCCGCUGUUUAUGAGCUAACAUUACAUCAUAAUCCAUGGCAUUGUGAUUGUGGCCUACGAACAUUUCGUAAAUGGAUGAUUGAACAUCGUAUACCAUUAUCGUAUUCACCUAAUUGUACAUUACCGGAACGUUUAUUUGGUAAAAGUUGGAAUCAAUUGGAAUUGGAUGAAUUUGCCUGUCCACCGAUUGUUGUUUCAAUCGAUACCGAAGUUGUUGUUUAUGAAGGUGAAAAUGCUUCAAUUGGUUGUGUAAUGGAAGCCAUACCAAAUGUACAAAUCGAAUGGGAAUGGCGUGGCCGUACAAUACGUAAUAUGUCAUUAAUGACAUUUGGUCGUCAAAUGUAUCUAAUACGUGAAAGUUAUAGCCCAUCCGGUGUUAUGAUGUCAUUAUUACCGGUUGGUGAUGGUGAUAAUUCACAAUUAGAUCUUAUUACCGAUGAUGAUCAUCAGCAACAACAACAACAACAACAACAGCAACAGCAACAAAAGUUAUUAUUAACAUCUGGUGAUCAUCAUCAUGAAUCUAUCAUGAUACCAUCAACAGAAUCUACUAGUUUUGAUCGACAACAUCAUCAUCGAGUUCAUCGAUCCAAUUUGAAUUCAAACGUUGAUCCAAUGUCUACAUUUUUAUCAUCAACAACAUCAGAAUCAUCAUCAUCAUCAUCAUCGAAAACGUCCAUAACAUCAGAGACCACUUAUAAACGCACAAGUACUUUAUACAUAAUGAACGCUUUGGAAAAGGACAGUGGAAGUUAUGUAUGCACUGGUUACAAUAAAGCUGGUACCGUUUCGGCUAAUGUCACAUUGACUGUCCUAAGACGAUUAGAGGUUACCGCUGCUGCUUAUUCAGGCCAAGAAGUUGCUGGAAUUGUUAUUGGUGCAUUAUUCAUUUUUCUACUCAUUUUAAUAUCAAUAUUUUCUGUUGUAUUACGGUCAAGAAAAUUAUUACAUUUUCGUACAACAACCACCACCAACAAUGGUCAAUCAACAAAUAGUAAUGCUAAUAGUAAUCAAACAAUACUCGGUUCAACAACGGUCACAUCCAACAAUAAUAAUUCAUAUCAUAAUGGCGCAAAUGGUAGAAUUCUCAAUGGACAUAUACAAACAACAACAACAACAACACCAACAACAGUAUCUAUACCGAAUGGUACAUUGAAAAGAAAUUCCAGCGGCAAUGCAAACAACAACCACAUCGACAAUAACAACAGCAAUCACAUUUUAUCAACAGCCACAAAUAAAAAUAUGACCAAUAAUGAAUCGAAUAAAAUGAAUAAAGCCAACUUGAUAGUGGCUAUGAAUCAUAAUGAUGAUUCAAUGAAAACGAAUAAUAAUAACUCUUUGGUUCAUCAUCAAUACGUUGUGAUGCCUGAUAAUAAUCAAAUUAAGAAUAGUAAUAAUGAUAAGAUAAACAUCAUAAACAAUCAGCUAGCUGAACAAAUUGAAAUGUGUGAUUAUUCUUCGGUCAAUACGGCAGAAAACGUUAACAACAAUAAUAAUCAAUUCAUAAAUCAACAACAACUACCAAUGUCCAUGUCGAUUGAUAUGAAAAAUUUAACACAAGCAUCUUGUACAGGAGGAGGAAUUCGAACCGCAUUGUAUGGCAAUCAUAACAAUGUUAAAUUUUCGCCACAAGAACGCUUUUUUCAUAGUGGCCAUAAAAGUCCAGUUAUAUUCAACCAACAAUAUGAUGAUGCUAUUAUUUCCAAAAGAAAUAUCAAUCCAAAUUCACCAUUUAAUGUUAAAAUUGGAACUAUGUGUAAUAUGCGUUCGACGAAUCCAUACAAUACAUUGGAUUCUCAUUAUAAUCACAUACAAACUGCUACUAUUGGUCAUCAUAAUCCUAGCCAUUCCAUGAAUAAUAAUAGUGCCAAUUUUCAUUUUAAUCCAUAUACAGCCGAUGUCAACGGUCAUCAUCAUGAAAUAGCAUUUUUUGAAUCAACCAUAGCCAAUGCCCAUUCCGGUGGCUCAUUGUUAACGACGACAGCGAAAAACCCUUAUGGACAAAUACAACCGACAACUCGUUUUUCGUAUGAUGUCAGAAAUAAUGAACAAAUGUUGAUGAAUCGACGUAUCGAUAGUUCUAGUCCAUAUAGUGAAUUGAUACUGCAGAACAUGAUAAAUCAAAAUAAUCAUUCACUAUUCGACCAUCAACGACAUGUGGCUGCUUCUGUGGCCGUCGUUGAAGAAUUACAAACACGAUUUGCUACAACUGCUACAAAUGAGGCUGUAGUUUGCCAAAUGAAGCGUAACAAUAGUAUGGAUUCAUCGCCAUCACAAGGAACUGUAGCAACAACAAUGGCACCAUCAUCAUCAUCAUCGACAACAUCAUCGGGUCAAGUUGUUCGAUUUGCCAAUACACCAAUUGUAUACAAUUAUUCUACAUCAUCUAGUACAAUCAAUAAACAGGCAAGCCCAUUGAAUCGUAUCAAAAAUGAUGGCUUGAAUCCAUUGAUGGCCAGAGAUUCACCUGAUGAAGGAUUGGGCGAAGAGACCGAAUGAUGAAUCUCUUUUCCAUCCAUCUUUUUUUUAUCGAUUUGUGUCUAAAAAAUUAUUCUGUAAAUAACACUUUUAUUUUCA
Messenger RNA from Dermatophagoides farinae (American house dust mite), 4356 nucleotides. Lineage: Eukaryota; Metazoa; Arthropoda; Arachnida; Sarcoptiformes; Pyroglyphidae. The record is from RefSeq and is a predicted model, not a curated record.